AUGGAGAUACCUUACAGAAAGAUCAUGAUAUACGCUUUAACUUUUAUAGCCUAUGCAUAUACUGGCAUGGGUUCUAGUAUGUUAAAGAAUUUAAAAGAUGCAGUAUUGUCUGCAGAGUCGGUAUUUGGAGAUAUGUUCAAAAAUGUCAUAACAGUGGCUGAAAAAUUUAGAUCUCUUCAUGAAAUAUUUGAUGCCGCAGUUGAAGAGGAAUGUAUAUUUGCUUGUCCCGAAGGACAGAAACCAGUUCGCAAUAGGAAUCAUGUUCCAAAAUCAGAUGGCUGUGGUUCACUGGGAUUUGAAAUUGCAACAGAAUAUUUACCUCUUGAAGAGAUGACAAAAUGUUGUGAGAAUCAUGAUAUUUGCUAUGACACAUGUAAUAGUGGGAAGGAGUCAUGCGAUUUGGAAUUUAAAAGAUGUCUUUACAAUUACUGUGAGUCAUACAAGUCUGUGAAUGUAGCAGGAGACACAAUUGCUAAAGGUUGCAAAGCUGGAGCAAAGUUAUUGUUCACUGGCACAUUAACACUAGGUUGCAAGUCAUAUUUAGAUGCACAGAAAAAUGCAUGUUACUGUCCUCUUCUUAAAAAUAGCAAAUAUAAAAAAUACCCCAAAAAUGGAGAUCUUUAG
Messenger RNA from Arctia plantaginis, 624 nucleotides. The record is from the annotation of a GenBank genome assembly. NCBI's taxonomy places the organism in Eukaryota, Metazoa, Arthropoda, Insecta, Lepidoptera, Erebidae.